CUAAUUUUAACAGCCGGUAAGAAACAAACCGAGAGUGCUGUUGUGCGUGUUGUUAAAAAAGUGCAUUUUAUUUUCGAUACAAAUUUAUUUAAAUCAAUAUUUCACUUUAUAGAUAUAAAUGAUGCCUUUCAGCAAAGAAAAAAAUCGUCGCAUUUAUAUUACGGCAUUAGUUAUAUCGUUUCUAUUGAUUGUCGGCUCCAUCUAUUUGCACUUGAGACAAAAAACUCAUUUGGGCCGCAUGAGUUUUAAUUUAGAUCGUGAUCGUGUAAAACCAACCAGUGGCGUUGUUUUAGAGUCUACAACCUGGAUGGAUGAUUAUGAUUCGAAAUAUAGAAAAGUAAGCGAUGAAAAUUUUAAUACUGCAGAGGACGAUACUGACGUAGAAAACGAUAUAGUCGAGGCAUCGUCACCCGGAGAUGAUGAUGAGAUGCCAUACAUAAACGCCAGACAAUUUGAGACAGAUGAUGAUAUAGAUGAUGAUAUUAAUGAAGAUAUUGAUGAUGAUAUUGAUGGAGAUCUAGAUGAAGAUCUGGAUGAUGAUAUCGAUGAUAUAGCUGAAAAUUCAGAGUCUGAUAUGAUAUUAAUAUCUAAUGAUUCCAGUGCCUGCCUUAGAUGCCUGUGCAUGACGGUAAACGAGUGUCUGCCAACGUUUUGUGGUUCCGGCAAUCCUUGCGGUCUAUAUAGAAUAUCAAAAUUGUAUUGGAUUGAUGGUGGCAGACCUACAAUAGCAGGUGGCAGUACGGAUAAUGAAGAUCAAGACUAUCUGACUUGUGUUAAUGAUGACAGCUGUUCCGCCACAGUGAUACGACAAUAUUAUGACCGCUAUAAAAGAGAUUGCAAUAAAGAUCAACUAUUCGAUUGCAAGGAUCAAAUAGCAUUACAUCUGUUGGGGCCCAGUGGUUGCUUAACACAAAAUCUUAGUAAUAUUCAUGCUAAUCGUAUGAAAAAAUGUUUUACUGAGAGUUAUCCCGAUUAUUAUGGAUAUUCUUCAGAGGAAUACUAUGUUCAAUAGAAUUUAUUAUUACACUUUAUAAAUGAUAACUACUAAUGUGUUUAGUUUCACAAGCUUUAUUGUGUAAUUAUCUCUUUGUUGAUUUUUAAUUAGUUUUUAAAUUUGUAUCAUUAAAAUCAUCAAAAAAAUAGUAAGUUAAGUUCUUUUUUGUAAAAUUUCUAAAUAAUAUACAUAUGUUUGAAAAACA
Molecule: messenger RNA, 1199 nt
Organism: Calliphora vicina (urban bluebottle blowfly)
Lineage: Eukaryota; Metazoa; Arthropoda; Insecta; Diptera; Calliphoridae
Exons: 3
Coding region: 119-1012 (297 amino acids)
Molecular function (GO): lysozyme activity
Source: RefSeq, a predicted model, not a curated record